Molecule: messenger RNA, 1545 nt
Organism: Glycine soja
Lineage: Eukaryota; Viridiplantae; Streptophyta; Magnoliopsida; Fabales; Fabaceae
Exons: 2
Coding region: 90-1205 (371 amino acids)
Source: RefSeq, a predicted model, not a curated record
GAUCGGAUGUAGAAGAAAGAAAGAAAUUCCCAUAGAUAGUGGGUUGUGUGUAUCUGGCGUUGGUACGUUGGUUCUAGUUGAGUUUGAGCAUGAUGAAGCUGUCCCUGAAGUUGGAUGGUGAGAAUGAAAAGCAAAACCUGCAACAGCAGCAACACAGCAGCCAAAUCAUGACAGCAAAGGUACCCAUCUCUAUACUGAACAAGCCCUUUCUCUCAGGCGUAACAGCCUCCACCGGCACCCACUCACCAUCCGAGUUUUCCUUCUCACUCUCCACAAAUUUCCCAUCAGGUCCUUCCCUCAGACUCUCUUACUCCCCCACCGCCUCUGCCCCCUUCUCCCUCUCCCUCAAAUCGGGCCUGGGCCUCUUGGGCUCCCCUGCCCACUCCCCUCUCGUCUUCUCCGCCAACUUCUCUCUCUCCCCAACCCCUUCCUUUUUCCUCCACUUUAAACCCCGAUUCGGUCAUUUCUCUCUCCACAAAACCGUUUUUUCAGACACCAUUACCCACACCCAUUCCCUUUCUACUUCUUUCCCUCCCACUCCCGAAAUUGUCCCCCAUGGAUCUUCCACCACGGGUUGGCACAAUUUGAAACUGGAACCCUCUGCUAACUCAGACCAAUCAAAUAAUAACACCUAUUUCGAAAACUUCAAGAACGAUGCCAAAAAUGCUCUCUCUCCUGGUGUUAGGGUUAUGGCGCGGACGGUCAUGCCUGUCACCAAAGGCUUCUUGUUGAACUUUCGCUGGGGUGUCAAUUUUCCCCGGAAUUUCGGUUCCAAAAUGCCGAGUUUGACCGUUAAUAAGAUAGGGUUAGAGAGGGUUGAGGAAGGGAAAGAGAAGAAGAAUAAUAACGAUGAUAAGAAACAGAUGAGGGAUAGUUCUGGAAUUGAUUUGAAGCUGUUGAAGGGAAUGUGUUUUUGGAUGGGUAGAGAUUUGGAGAUUAUGGAAAAGGAAAAUAGGGAGAUGAAGCGUUUGUUGGAUGAGAUGAAAUUGGGAAUUUCUAGCACGAGGAAUAGCCGUGAGGAGAGCAAUGGAAGUGGAUGGAAGUUGAGUGAAAGCAAUGGGGAGGUUCAGCGUUGGAGAAGUUACAAGAGUGAAAGACAAGAGGAUGAGAAAAAAGUACAACCAAACAAGCCGCUAAGUGUAGCCACUACUGAUGUGGAAUCUGAGUUGGAGAAAGCCAUUAAGGCUGCUACCUCUACCUCUUAGCAAAGUAAAGUUGGCAAUUAGCUGUGCGGAAGCUACACCGGAUAGCAUUGGCCAAGACGCACGUAUGGAAGGAUCGACACAGCUCCAAACAUGCUAUCUAUCUUACUCCAAAUAGAAGGAUAGACACAGCUCCAAACAUGCUAUUUAUCUUACUCCAAGGUGUAGUUUAUCCUUUUUAUCCAUGCCAUCAUUGCCGUGGUCUAAACUCUAAUGGAUCGGUUGGUAAUUAUCAUUAUCAUUUCUAAUCAUUUGGAUAGUUGGUUACCUGACAUAAGAUGGCCCUGAACUAAUAGUGACAAAUGAACCAUGACAGUCUUAAAGCAGUCGUUAGAUUACUCAA